AUGUCCUCGUGUGGCGCCCUGGGCAACCCAAAAUCCCAGCCGUGACGGGAGCCCGCCUUUUCCCUCUCCCACCGCCACCUAUGUGACUUUGCUCUUUUGUGUUCCAGAAACACCAAAAACCACCACUUCUGUUCCACCACCGGUGCCUACAGGUAAGGGCGCUGAGCCUGCCGAAGGAGCUCUGCUUCUCUCCUUCUCUCCUUCCCCCGUUCCCACGUGUGGUCGCCCCCCUUUCACUUGCUUUCUUUCUCCUUUGCAGUCACCACACCUUCGACAACCAGACCGCCAAGCAGCACGCCGAAAACCACGCCAACCACCUCUCCCUCCACCACAUCCAGAACCACUGCAUCAACUCAGACGGCAACCACCAACACGCCAAAGACCACUGCAACAGCCUCCACACCAUCCACCUCUACGCAUCACCCCAAAAUCCUAACCACCACAACCCCCUCCACCACCACAGAAUCCACUGCGACUAGCACACCAACCCUGACAACCACAACAGCACCCGUGCCCCCCUCAACUCCGUCUCCUCCGAGGCCGUCCACCACAACCACCACCACCUCGCCCACAACCGUUACCUCCACUUCCACCAGCACUCCAGUACCCACUGCCACAACUCUCACGACUGCUCCCCUACCAGCACAGAAACGCCCAGCACUCCGGCCACCACAACUCCUGCAACCACCACCGUCCCAGUUACCACGGGUAAGUCUCCUUGGUCGCUCUGCAGCAGCAGCAGCUUACAAGUCUUUCAGGAGCCCUCUCUUGCCAAAGGGGCAGAGGGAUUGCCACCUCCAGGUCCCACGUAAGCCUGCCCUCCAAAAAGGGCGCGACUCGUCUGGCUCAGUCAUCCGGGAACCUGUUCCUCAUGUCCUCGUGUGGCGCCCUGGGCAACCCAAAAUCCCAGCCGUGACGGGAGCCCGCCUUUUCCCUCUCCCACCGCCACCUAUGUGACUUUGCUCUUUUGUGUUCCAGAAACACCAAAAACCACCACUUCUGUUCCACCACCGGUGCCUACAGGUAAGGGCGCUGAGCCUGCCGAAGGAGCUCUGCUUCUCUCCUUCUCUCCUUCCCCCGUUCCCACGUGUGGUCGCCCCCCUUUCACUUGCUUUCUUUCUCCUUUGCAGUCACCACACCUUCGACAACCAGACCGCCAAGCAGCACGCCGAAAACCACGCCAACCACCUCUCCCUCCACCACAUCCAGAACCACUGCAUCAACUCAGACGGCAACCACCAACACGCCAAAGACCACUGCAACAGCCUCCACACCAUCCACCUCUACGCAUCACCCCAAAAUCCUAACCACCACAACCCCUCCCCCACCACAGAAUCCACUGCGACUAGCACACCAACCCCGACAACCACAACAGCACCCGUGCCCCCCUCCUCACCGUCUCCUCUGUAGCCGUCCACCACAACCACCACCACCUCGCCCACAACCGUUACCUCCACUUCCACCCCAGCACUCCGGCCACCACAACUCCUGCAACCACCACCGUCCCAGUUACCACGGGUAAGUCUCCUUGGUCGCUCUGCAGCAGCAGCAGCAGCUUACAAGUCUUUCAGGAGCCCUCUCUUGCCAAAGGGGCAGAGGGAUUGCCACCUCCAGGUCCCACGUAAGCCUGCCCUCCAAAAAGGGCGAGACUCGUCUGGCUCAGUCAUCCGGGAACCUGUUCCUCAUGUCCUCGUGUGGCGCCCUGGGCAACCCAAAAUCCCAGCCGUGACGGGAGCCCGCCUUUUCCCUCUCCCACCGCCACCUAUGUGACUUUGCUCUUUUGUGUUCCAGAAACACCAAAAACCACCACUUCUGUUCCACCACCGGUGCCUACAGGUAAGGGCGCUGAGCCUGCCGAAGGAGCUCUGCUUCUCUCCUUCUCUCCUUCCCCCGUUCCCACGUGUGGUCGCCCCCCUUUCACUUGCUUUCUUUCUCCUUUGCAGUCACCACACCUUCGACAACCAGACCGCCAAGCAGCACGCCGAAAACCACGCCAACCACCUCUCCCUCCACCACAUCCAGAACCACUGCAUCAACUCAGACGGCAACCACCAACACGCCAAAGACCACUGCAACAGCCUCCACACCAUCCACCUCUACGCAUCACCCCAAAAUCCUAACCACCACAACCCCCUCCACCACCACAGAAUCCACUGCGACUAGCACACCAACCCCGACAACCACAACAGCACCCGUGCCCCCCUCCACACCGUCUCCUCCGGCGCCGUCCACCACAACCACCACCACCUCGCCCACAACCGUUACCUCCACUUCCACCAGCACUCCAGUACCCACUGCCACAACUCUCACGACUGCUCCCCUACCAGCACAGAAACGCCCAGCACUCCGGCCACCACAACUCCUGCAACCACCACCGUCCCAGUUACCACGGGUAAGUCUCCUUGGUCGCUCUGCAGCAGCAGCAGCUUACAAGUCUUUCAGGAGCCCUCUCUUGCCAAAGGGGCAGAGGGAUUGCCACCUCCAGGUCCCACGUAAGCCUGCCCUCCAAAAAGGGCGCGACUCGUCUGGCUCAGUCAUCCGGGAACCUGUUCCUCAUGUCCUCGUGUGGCGCCCUGGGCAACCCAAAAUCCCAGCCGUGACGGGAGCCCGCCUUUUCCCUCUCCCACCGCCACCUAUGUGACUUUGCUCUUUUGUGUUCCAGAAACACCAAAAACCACCACUUCUGUUCCACCACCGGUGCCUACAGGUAAGGGCGCUGAGCCUGCCGAAGGAGCUCUGCUUCUCUCCUUCUCUCCUUCCCCCGUUCCCACGUGUGGUCGCCCCCCUUUCACUUGCUUUCUUUCUCCUUUGCAGUCACCACACCUUCGACAACCAGACCGCCAAGCAGCACGCCGAAAACCACGCCAACCACCUCUCCCUCCACCACAUCCAGAACCACUGCAUCAACUCAGACGGCACCCACCAACACGCCAAAGACCACUGCAACAGCCUCCACACCAUCCACCUCUACGCAUCACCCCAAAAUCCUAACCACCACAACCCCUCCACCACCACAGAAUCCACUGCGACUAGCACACCAACCCCGACAACCACAACAGCACCCGUGCCCCCCCACCACCACCUCGCCCACAACCGUUACCUCCACUUCCACCAGCACUCCAGUACCCACUGCCACAACUCUCACGACUGCUCCCCUACCAGCACAGAAACGCCCAGCACUCCGGCCACCACAACUCCUGCAACCACCACCGUCCCAGUUACCACGGGUAAGUCUCCUUGGUCGCUCUGCAGCAGCAGCAGCAGCUUACAAGUCUUUCAGGAGCCCUCUCUUGCCAAAGGGGCAGAGGGAUUGCCACCUCCAGGUCCCACGUAAGCCUGCCCUCCAAAAAGGGCGAGACUCGUCUGGCUCAGUCAUCUCCUUCCCCCGUUCCCACGUGUGGUCGCCCCCCUUUCACUUGCUUUCUUUCUUCUUUGCAGUCACCACACCUUCGACAACCAGACCGCCAAGCAGCAUGCCGAAAACCACGCCAACCACGUCUCCUUCCACCACAUCCAGAACCACUGUAUCAACACAAACCUCCACAACUAACACACCAAAAACCUCUCCAACUAGUUUGAUUUCUACGGCCUCAAGCAUGACAACACAUUCUCCCAUACAAACAUCCUCUACUUCAAUUCCAUUUACAUCUACUAUUUCUACUACUCCCAUUAUUCCGGUCACAAGCAGUACUCCAUUGUCAUCCAGUACUAAUAUCAUUAGCAUUCCAGUAACUACCCGAACUAGUACUUUGAGUAGUAGUACUCAGUCUUUGAAGACAACCUCCACAUCAUAUACCUCAACUGUAUCUCCUGGUGAGCUUCUAUUUCGAGGAAAUGUUUUUUGGUUGAAUUGUGGUUUUUGUAUUUCUCGAACAUUUACGUUGACUUUAGUCACUGCAUCAUCAUUUUGGAAUUUUGUUCUAGAUUCCCUCCGCUUCUUUACCAUCUGUGCAGAUCCACCCCAUUUUUUAAACUUUUAGUAUCAUACAGGAUAAAUAUCUUUUCACAGGUCACACUUUUCACAGUAUUCUGUGGUACUCUUCAUUCAACAAUGUUUAUAGUUUCUUCUUUUAGGAUUAAUGCUAUCCUUUCUUUUUAGUUCAUUUCUAUUUUAUUUUUCCUUUUGAUCCAGUUUGUUCCCUUUUUUGUUAAUUUUUACAAAUACCUAGGUAGCUGCCUGUUUAGUUCUACAUCUUUUUAGAGGGCACAAUCUAACACAAUAUGUUCCUGGAACAGGAAAGUGCAAAGCAAUAUUUGUUCUCCAUUAUGUACACUAGAACUGUCAUCUUAUAUGAAUCAACACAGAGAUAUAAAUUAAAUGGGCCUUAUUCCCCUGUAUCUGUGUAGAACUGCAGCCUAAAGAUCCUUGUGGGGGAAAGCAUUUGAACGGCUCUGUCCCCAUCCAACAGCCAGAUCACUUGAUUUUCAAACUCAUAUAUUAAAAGAAGGAAAACUUUGGUCUCAAGAUAUUUGAUGGUUGGUGACUUUGGAUGCAAUCCUGAAUUCGCAGAAUGAACAACUUAUUUUCUUUAAAUGGACUCAGGAUUUUACCCAUAUUAUUUUGUUUAUGCAUGUGUUUGUGUUCAGAUAUUUUGCUUUUAUUUUUUCAGUUACAGGCAGCACCCCUAAAAUAACAACUACCACCACAACUUCAAAUCAUAGGUUACUUAAACUAAAUAAAUGGUCAAAAUGUAUAAAAAAAAAUCUCCAGUAGCACCUUAGAGACCAACUAAGUUUGUUCUUGCUAUAAGCUUUCGUGUGCAUGCACACUUCUUCAGAUUUCGUGCAUGCACACAAAAGCUUAUACCAAGAACAAACUUAGUUGGUCUCUAAGGUGCUACUGGAGAAUUUUUAAAAUUUUUAAUACAUUUCGACUGCGUCAGACCAACACAGCUACCUACCUAAAUAAAUGGUCUAAGUGAAAGUGGUUGCCUUCCUAAGGCUAUAGUCACCUGCAUACGUUUCAAUGGGAAUAAGCCCAUUGAAACCAUUGGCACCUUGUUCCAAGAAAAGUAUGCUUAGACAUGGGUUGAAGUACAGAUAAGUUCUUCGACUUGCGAGCUACCCUUUCACAUAUGUCAAAAUGUUUUAAAUGUUCUUUAACAAUAAAAAUCAAAUUAAUUCAUUUAUAAUGGUUAAAAUAACUGAUUUCACAAAAUUGUCACCAUACAUGGAUUUACAAACAGCAUUAAGGAAGGCCAUAUACCUGCUCCCAUAAGCAUGAAAACCUAAAGUAGUACAGACUCUAAAAGAACCAUAGCACUCAGCUGAGACUGAACAGGGGAUACAACUGAUAAAGAAAUGUAUUAUCCCUUUUCACUGGAUUCAAUAUCAGCAGUUUCCAGAUGACAAAAAAUACCAAUCAUCUAUAUUGCCAUAAGAUGAUUCACCACAUUUACAGUGCUGCUUGUAUAUUAACUGUUUUAUUUCAUGUCUUUCAGGGAAGUGUGAAUCUGUUGAAUAUGAAGAUCAAGUGGUUUACAAGGGUUGUGUUGCAAAUGUCACUUUGACUCGCUGCGAAGGAAUGUGUCCAACAUCAUCAAGGUGAGUAUGAAUCGGUGUCAAUUUGGCCAGCCACUAUGACUUUUGUCUUAUUACAUAAUCAAAAGUAAUAAUCUGUAAAUAUUACCAAAGUCAAUUAUUUCCAUUGCUGUACAGCAGCUAGAUAUUAUAUAGUACAUUGCAUUUCAUUAUCCUAUAUUGCAUUUCUUUUUUAAGAUAUAGUAUAUAACUUGCUUUAACCUAGUGAAUGAUCGGUUCUGGUACUAAUAUUCCCAGUUAUGGUUCUGCCAUUCCUGUCCCAAAAUCAAAUCCUACAGAGGUACAGUUCACAUUAUUGUUUAUUGAUUUAAAAGAUGUGGGACCUCCAUUUAAGAAGUCCUGUUUGUGAACGAUUCGGUUUAUGAACUCCACAAAACCGGAAGUAAUGUUCCAGUUUGCGAACUUUACCUUAGUCUGUGAACGGAAGCUGAAUGGUAGAAGGGCACUGGUGGCAGGAGGCCUCAUUAGGGAAAGCGCGCCUCAGUUUAAGAAUGGUUUCGGUUUAAACAUGGACUUCCGGAACAGUUCGUAAACCAAGGUACCACUGUACCACCUUUCAUCAACAAAUCCCAGCAUAAUUUACAACUUGUUAAAACAAUCUGGUAUCAAUAAGUAUUAUAAAAACCACAAAGCAGUACAAUGGUGCUUGCAAUAGCAGGAUGGAGGGCAAUAGUAUUCUGUUCAACAUCUCUUGCUCUUGGUAAUUUCUGAGAUACUCCAGAUCUAUAGCUUUGUAUCUUCAGGGUUUUGCUGCUGAACAGGGGUGGGGUGACAUACCCUCAUGGGUGAACUUCUGGGGAGCCACAUGUGGAUGAUAGGUGGGGCCAAGGCCCAAAAUGGGCAGCUUCAAAGCCACACACACAAACACAGAAAUCCAUACAUACACACGCCUAGGACCUUCUCCCAGAUGAAGGGUAUUUUUAUCCCCAACCGCUCCACUGCCCUGCCCCUCACCCACCUGGCAAGUGGAAAUGCUGCUGCUGUUGGGAGGUGAGGAACAUGGCGUUCCCCCCUCCUCAUUGGCUACUCCUGAGAAUGGCAGGGAGCGAGGCUAACUUGUGCAACCCCCUCACAUAAUAAAACAUCAAACAUUAAAAACAGUUGGCAGUUCUUGCAGGUUUAUCGGGGUGUCAUAUGAGCCAAUUGCACAUUUUUAGAUGUUUUAUUAUGUUUUUAUAUUUUGCUGGAGGCCAUCCAGCCAGAUGGGCAGGGUAUUAUUAUUAUUAUUAUUAUUAUUAUUAUUCCUCUCUUUUACAGGCUAAAUGUUGCCAAGAUGAUGGUACACACAGAGUGUGGGUGCUGCAUGCCACUCACACUCUACAAGAAGGAGCUGACGAUGCCUUGUCCAGACCCAGAGAACCCACAUAUGCCACUUGUUACAGAAAUCAUCCUAUUUGGUGGCUGCGUAUGCAACUACAAUGGAUGUACACAUGAGGCAGACUCGGCUUCCUCAACCGUACAGGGAUUGUUUAGAAAAUAAUGAUCGGUUAUUACUUACUUUGCAAAAAGACAUUUUACACUCAAAAUCCCUUCGUUCAUAUGGAUUUAUCCAAGCUUUGGGAAGGCAGGCAGAGUAUACUUCCAAGAAGACUGGUACUGAUAACAUCCUUGGCUAAUUUAUUCAUCAUUUCAGAUGGAAUAAAUAUCUGCCUUGCUCAGAAACUUUCCACCAAGCAACGUCUACCGGACUAUGUAUUGUAAAAUAGUUAAAUAGGUUUAAUAAAGAGUUUAGUUGGUCAUUCUCA
This is a messenger RNA of Podarcis lilfordi (Lilford's wall lizard), 7286 nucleotides long. The record is from the annotation of a GenBank genome assembly. NCBI's taxonomy places the organism in Eukaryota, Metazoa, Chordata, Lepidosauria, Squamata, Lacertidae.